UGUAUGAUGGCGGACGAAAAUUUCCACUGGAGAAACCGCAACGCAUAGCCUACCCUGAAUACGGAAAAAAAUGAAAAAAUAAAACUAAUAAACCGAGCCCGGACGGACUGUAGCCUACACCUUCGUCAAAACAAUCGGGCUCAUUCCGGAAGAUGUCAAGGUUGCAAGCUCGGAAAUAAAGCUGUUUUGAUUUUGAUCAUUUGAGAAUGAAUACCGGUAACUCAUUUGAUUUCAAAGCGUUAUUUGUACAGUCACCUCUUGUGGAUGAGGAGGAUUUUGGAGCUCGAGCAAGCCUACUCGCAUGAGCUGCAUCAUUUUGGGAGCCCUAGGAACGCUGGCCCUGAGUAGUAGGAGUCAUGAGUGCUCAGGAGGUGCCUACCAAUCCUGCGCAGGAGCAGGUUGACACUGGGGAUGGAGUCCCAGAUGGCCCCACCGCUACCCCGACGACCACCACCCUCGCUGUCCCGGUCACAAUAAAGAAGGAGCCUGGCACGCAAGGGACCAGUAAUGGGAAAGAUGUGCCUGCCGAGAUCUGCGUGGUCCUCGGUGGAGGAGGAAAGUCUCGCAAUGACCAGACCCAGGGCUCCUAUGUUUGUGGGAUAUGCGGGAAGAAAUAUAAGUACUACAACUGCUUUCAGACGCACGUCCGUGCCCACAGAGAGUCCGAUAGCAUGCCAGGGGAGGGUGCACCACCAGCUCCCAACAAUAGCUUCCGCUACUCCUGUGACAUCUGCGGGAAGAAAUACAAGUACUACAGCUGCUUCCAGGAGCAUCGUGACCUGCAUGCUGUUGACGACCCAUAUGAGCAGGUGGUUCUAGGACCUGUGGAAGACCUCAAGGAGGAGCCGCCAGUGGAACCAUUCCAGAAAAUGGGACCAAAAACUGGGAGCUACGUGUGUGAGUUCUGUGGGAAGCAGUACAAGUACUUCAACCCAUACCAGGAACAUGUGGCUCUUCACCAACCAACGAAUUGGUCCUUCGAUAAUAUGAAGUCGCCUCGGUCACGUGGAAGUGUGGGUGGAAACAUGGACGUCAGCAAGUACAGUGCCACUAAAUUAGAAACCGACAGUCCCUUCAGUCGGAAAAUAGAGAGCAAAACCCAGUCCAGCUUGGUGGACACCAACAGUUCCCAGAACUCAAGCGGUACUCCAAGCCCCCUGGUGACCGGUUCGUUCCCUGCGUCACAGAAACCCUACACAUGUGGCGCCUGUGGCAUCCCGUUCCAGUUCUACAACAACCUGCUGGAGCACAUGCAGUCCCACGCUGCGGAUAAUGAAAAGCAUACCAAAGGGGAGUCUCCAAAGACAUCACCGGGCCCAGCCUCACAGGACCAGUUAUGGAGGUCCCCCCAGCCCCAGCAUCAGGCCCAAGCUCAAAUAGUUCAAGUCCAGAUACAGGCUCAAUCCCAGGCUGCACAGAGAAAACACUCCAUCAACCAGAACAGUGGUGGGUUACCGGAGAAGGAAAGGCAACAGGUAGCCGAGCGUCUCCUGAGGGUGAUGUGUACAGACCUGGGCAUGCUCAACAUGCUCAACAGCAAGGACUUCCUGAAGCUAGCCCAGACCCUGGUGGACACGGGUGCCCGCCACGGUGCCUACUCCACCCGCGAUGCCCUGGGCAACAUGAGCUCUCUGGCCCUACGCCAGCUUCCCCGCAUGUACAACCAGGUCAAGGUGAAGGUGACUUGCGCCCUGGGUUCCAACUCCUACCUGGGCAUUGCUGUCACCUGCCACUCCCAGACAGUGGGGCCUGAUGCCUGCCUAGUGCUGACAGCCUACCAGGUGGAGGGGUCCAGGCUCAAGCGCUAUGUUUUAGGCGUCAAGGAGGCAGACCUGAGGGAGGCGCCAGAGCAGGUGCACCAGUGGACACAGAACGUGCUGUCGGAGUUCGUCAUGUCAGACAUCCGCACGGUGUACGUGACUGAGCCGCGGGUGGGGGUGGGGGGCUUGCCGCUGGGUGGAGGCGGGCGGAGGAGGGUGUGCCUGCGGUGUGCCGGGUGCUCGUUGAGUGCUGUAGUUCAAGCGGUGCUGGGGAAGCACAGCUUGCAGGCAAGGGGGCUCCACGAGCUGGCUGAGCUGUUGGCUGCCUGCCACGACAUCUCCGCCUCCACCAGCCUCUUGUCCACCAGCGCAGCCACGGAUGAGGGCAUGUCUAACCCCUCCACUCACCCUGGGCUCAGCUCCACUCCUCCCUGCUGGGACCGCAUGGCUGAGGCCCUCCUUCAGGUGCACUCCCACUUUGAGCAGAUCUUCGAGGCGUAUGGGAGGAGCAAGGCCACGGCUUCCACACUGCAGGGCCUCAACAAGCACCUUCUAGAGACACUGACCUGCCUGUUGGCCCCUCUGCGCCUGGCCGCCCUGGAACUCAGCAGCCAGAGGAGGCCAACCCUGCAACAGGUGCUACCUGUCUACCUGCGCUUGGAGAAACUGUUCACCUCAAAGGCUGGGGAAGUGGGGACCUCCAGCAAACUCUGCCAUUACUUUCUGGAAGCUCUUAAGGAGAACUUCAAGGUGGAGAAAGCCCACCAGGUAGCCAUGGUGCUGGACCCCCAGCUGAAGCUGCGUCCUGUCCCAGCCUACCAGCAAGAGGAGAUCAUCGCCCACGCCUGUGAGAUGGCCACAGAUGCCCGCGAUGGUGGGGGGUCCGGAGGUGAGGAUGUGGAUGGACCCUCAACACUCAAACGGCUCCGCGUGGACGUCCCCAGGGGCGGGGUGAAUGCCAGAGGGGUAGUAGCCGUGUCGUCGGGUGAGGCGUCGUCAGAUGAAUGCCAGACCCAGGUGAGGCAGGAGGUGUUCCAGUAUCUGGCUGAACCGCUCCUCCAGGGUACCAACCCAGACCUCUUCCACUACUGGAGCACCACUGUGGGCGACCGCUACCCCAGACUGGCACGCCUGGCACUGUGGCUGCUGGCCGUGCCCGCUGUGGGUGUCCGCAGCGAGUGCGUGAGCGUCUGCGAACAGAGCUUGGCCAUGAAGAGGAGGCAGCAGGUCACCGCCGAGGAGAUGAACAAACUCAUCUUCCUGCGCUCCAACAUGGCCUGAAUGUUACGGUCCGACCAAUAAGGCUGACCGAACCACGACCAUAGCUCGACUGUCCUAGACCGACCCACCAACGACUACACAGACUUUCUACAGCGGGAUAGCGGAACCCAUAGUGCCAUCUUCUCAAGAUGCUGAUCAAACUGUGGUUAGUGCCAAAUGCAACAAAGAAAAAAUGAAAUGUAUUAUCAGGGGUUGAAUUGCUUUUAAAAAUGAUAGGAUAAAUGACAAGGAUAGUAAGUAAGGGGUGUUGCGUCUGGUGCUAGCUAGUAACCGCUGUUAUUAGUAGCCGUUGUUAUUCUUUGGCCCUUAAAGAUCUUGCUUUCACUGAAUCACUUCUGACCCUUAUGUGUCAAAGUCAAUUUCAUGCCUUUACUAUGUUAUCAAACUGCCGUCUUUUUACAAUUUCUUCAAUGGCUUGUAGUUGUUUGGCUUUAGUAGCCCUUCGAAGGACUAAAGGAGGAAGAUUGGCCUUCGGUGGUUGUGUAUGGUCUGGCAUCACAUCCGUUCUGGACAAUGGUGCCAUUGGAGUGAUCUGUUACUGAGUGACUAUACUGAAUGACUUGAUGGUUGGGGUGGGUGUGAUUAGGAACUCGUCGGCCUGAUUUGCUAUCUAUAUUUUAGUAAUAAUAAAUUCAAUUGAAAGAGGAAAAGAACUUAAAUGAAGUGGGCCUCCAACCCCACCCAGCCAACAUGUUUCCAUCCAACUCCCCACACCAGGAAACCAUGUUUCCAUCCAACUCCCCACACCUGGAAACCAUGUUUCCCCACCCCCCUAGAAACUAGGUUUGCUCGUCAGUCAGCACUCCCCCCUCCAGGUGAGCAGAGGUGUCGAAAGCAUUCCACAGGGAUGCUGGCCCAUGUUGACUCUAAUGCUUUCCACAGUUGUGAAGUUGGCUGGAUGUCCUCUGGAUGGUGGACCAUUCUUGAGACACACACAUGAAAAUGUUGAGCGUGAAUACAACAGCGUUGUACCUACUACCAUACCCCGUUCAAAGGCACUUCAAAAUGUUGUCUUGCCCAUUCACCCUCUGAAUGGCACACAUAGACAAUCUAUCCAAUUUAUUAUCAUUUAUUAUUUUGGGCUUUAUACAUUUUAUUUGUAUGUAUUAGGCUUUAGCUAAGAUUAUUCGUUAGAGUCAAGUAUAUUUGUCCAGGCCUCAAUUGUUCCUUGAUUAGCACCAUUCAGUCUCGCUGUGGAUAAUUCUGAUAUUAGAGCUUCUAACAGUAACUGUAUCCACUGGAGAAUUGGGAGAGAGUGAGGUGAUUGCCAUCUAAGACACAACAGCUUUUUUUGCGGCAAUGCUGCCUGCCAGCAGUUAAUCAUCCCUUAUUGAGAGGUUCAAGGAGCUAUCGUUGUUAAGUAACAUAAUAGAUGCAAAGCAUUGAAUAUUUACAUUGAUGCACAUUUAACUGCAGGGCACUCCCACAUAAUUUGAAAAAUGUGCCUGCCUGAUUUAGGGGACACAGUGAAGAGUUGGGAGUUGGGGCCAAUUUGAUCAUAAAACACAUCCUUGGUGAUAAAUACAGUCUGUGAACAAACUUAACAUGUAUAAAUUAAUGGUUUGUGUAGGUCAUAUUUUUCCAUGUUCUGUUCAUUAGUCAGAUUCAAUUAGAUCAGUAGAACAAUCCUUUUCUUAAUGGCUAGCUCAGAAUGAGCUUUCCAAGUUGUUUAGAUAUUAUAGAGAUCAGUCCUUUCCAGAGCCCAGAUAAUUUAUUUAUAAGUCCCAUCAUUGGAUGGUUCGGUAGUUGGGUUUCCCAAGGGACUUCUUACGCCAGCAUAGCUGACCUAAAUUGUAAAAAAAAAAAUGUUUUAAAAUGUACAAAAGAAAAGAGUUGCCUGGUAAUGUGUAUAUCUCUAAUCUUGGAAUAUUCUCAAACCAUUUCUGUCCAUGAUACCGGUAAAGGUACGGAUUCCACAUUUGGACCACUGGGGAGGAUGCAAAAGGCUGCCCUACAGAUCGCAAGGCAUUCUUGUGAUAUAUUGGAGCAUGCCAUUUUGAUUCCUAGUUGCGUUGUUUAACAACUGGCGCAAAAUAGAAAUUGUGUGUGCUAUAAUGGGACCAAAGCAUACUUGAUGUUUUUUUAGGGGUUAUAUCUCUUCCAUGGCAAUAGGAGACAAUAUUUCUCUCUAUUCAGCCAAGGGGAAAAAUAAUCAUGUCUAAAACAAUUUAGGAUGGGUUGAAAUGCUAGUGCCUGGAAAUACUAUUUUAAGUUUGGUAGGGAUAGUCCUACGUCUUUCCCUCGUUGUGAUUUUGUUCACUUUAGAGAGAUGUCUGGUCUAUCAAAAGCUUUUCCUGCAUGGAGAGAGAAUACAGCCCAAGGAGCAUCUAAGAUAUGUCAUAGUCGGGGAGGUUAUCCGAGGAUAAAUGUUUUUGAACAAAGUCUCGAGAUGGGACGACAGCAUCUUGGAAAAAACGUUUAAUAUUUAUGUUUAUCAAAGAUAGGAAGAACACUGGCAGGCAUCCUUACCUUUUUUUUAAACUUAAAGUGAAAUUAGUGCUGUAUUCACAUCUCUCCCAAAUGAACCUUUGUGAACAGCUGUGUUAAUCAUUUCGAGCAAUAGUGGACCUAAUUGAUUCCCAAAAUUGUACUAGACCUCAGGAGGAAUACCCUCCCAUCCAGGUGAUCAUGCUAGCCCCAAUGUCCUUUUGAGUUUACUGAAAGACAUUUGGGCUCCCAGUGAGGUGGCUUCCUCUGAUAGAUGAGGUGUUCCUAAUUAUUUUAGAAAGGACUGGGUUGGUGUGGAUUUAUAAUCCGAGGUAUACAGUUCUUUAUAGAAGUGGGAAAAUAUUUGAUUCAUUUGGGUUCUGAUGGUAAUUCCCGUGUUUCAGAUUCAAUAGUCGCUAUGUCAGCUAAUUGAUCAUCUUGUUGACCAGUAAAUGACUGGGACGAAUACCAUGAAAGUAAUGGUUGAGUCUAACUCGAUGGAUGGCAAAUUCUGCUCUCUAUCUUAUCAGUAAAUUAAGUUAUGUCUUGACAUUGGAAAGAGUAAUAGCUACCUGGUCUGAAAAUAGUGUUUGUUGAGAACUCACUAACGCAGUUAACGUUUCCAAUUUUGAUAUCUUAUUUAAUUAUGGACAUGCAAGACAAGUACAAUGAGACCAUGUCUCUCCAGCAUAUACUCUCUGAUUACAACCUCAUUGAUGCCUGGCGAGCAAAUAAUCCUAAAGCAGAGGAGUACACUUUCCACUCAAACAGGCAUAAUACGUUCUUCUGUCCCGAUAACAACAUGGAAAUCAGUUAAUUCUAACAAUAUGUUCAGAGAAUCAAAAAACCUAGGCUCAUAUGAAUUUGGAGGAUACACAUUAAGGCAUUUUUCUUCCAUUAUGGACACAUUUAAGGAAAGUGAUUCUGCCUUCUUGGUCUUCGCCUUUUCCCAAUAUUAUAAUUACACCUUUUAGUUUUGUUCGGGGCUGAAAAGCAGUCUUUUUUUUAUUUUUACAAAUUCUCUUUUCUUGAGCAGAUGUGUUUCUUUGAACUUUGCUAUAUUAAUAUGGUUUCUUGCUAGGAUAUCAAGACAGCGGGAACGUUUAAUAGAACUAUUAAGGCCCUUCAAAUUCCGAGAGAGAACAGCUAGUGUGGACAUUGAAGAAAACAAAAAGAAAUCAUAAUGUAUUAUAAUGGAUGUAAUUUGUUUAAAUUAUUUAAUUUUUUGGUUUCUUUCCUUUCUUUCCUUGUUUUUUCUAUCCUUGUCUUUUAUUUAAUUUACUCAAUCGUGGGCAUGUAAUACCAUUGACAGCCGUUACAAAUAGCCAUCCCACAUUAGGGAAGUGGGAGCUAAAGAUUCAUGGUCCCCCAGACUAACCGCCACACCUCCCCCAGAACACCCCACUACCUCGGUGUGGUGGACACAUUGUCAUAUAACUGGCUAUCAGGAGCACAUUUCAUUUGUCUAUGAAAUCAGGCCCAUCCCUCUUGUGGUGUUAUUUGGUCCAACUUCUCAGUAAAAUCUUGACCUCCCACUUUCUUUUGCAAUAAAUCCUCCCAGUGUA
Messenger RNA from Oncorhynchus gorbuscha (pink salmon), 7033 nucleotides. Its product is annotated as zinc finger protein 618-like. The coding region runs from base 357 to 3041 and encodes 894 amino acids. The record is from RefSeq and is a predicted model, not a curated record. The transcript has 13 exons. Gene Ontology annotation, molecular function: protein dimerization activity. NCBI's taxonomy places the organism in Eukaryota, Metazoa, Chordata, Actinopteri, Salmoniformes, Salmonidae.